Molecule: messenger RNA, 858 nt
Organism: Drepanopeziza brunnea f. sp. 'multigermtubi' MB_m1
Lineage: Eukaryota; Fungi; Ascomycota; Leotiomycetes; Helotiales; Drepanopezizaceae
Source: RefSeq, a predicted model, not a curated record
AUGUGCAAAAGCCAAGUGCCGGUUUCACUUGCAACUGAAGAGUUCAAAGUAGCUCAUUCAUUUGCUCGAGUGCCAAUCAACGAUCUUCUGAACCGGCCUCCAUCGCCCCCACAUCGAUGGCCUUAUCAGGAUGAGCCUGCGAACCAACCCUCAGUGGACAGCAGCGGCUCUCGCGAUAUCAAGCAUCCGAUGACAACCUCGGCAACCUCCUCCUCCCGCUCAGCUAGCCUCAUAAGCUCAGACAGCACCAUUCGACCGCCCUUUAUCAACAUUACAGAAGAGCGCGGCAUUCUGCUCAACGCUCUCUACGGAAUCUGCAUGGACGCCACCGCGUCCCACGUUAGCACUCUGCUCCCAACAUCUUACCACAGACACAGCCAUCACCGUCGUGCAAAAGCUCGCUACCAUCCGUACUCGCCUCUUGGGGGCCGGCGUUCUAACGCUGGACCGUCCAAUGCCCGGCCAGCUACGCUGAUGGACAAUAUCUCGACGAUCUGUACGCAUACCUGGCGCAAAGCCAGGGGUGAUGAGAUGGCGCCGCAUAAGGCGGAGGCCGAUGCUGUACGGGUGAUGCGGGAUUUGUAUUCGUGGAGCGAGGUCGUCGUGCGGGGGCUAGACAGCAACGGGGACGGUAGUGGGGACGGAGACGGCGAUGGUGGGAAUGAGCCGAGUGGCGACUGUGGUUUGAAGGUUGGGUGGGCGGCGAAGAAGCUUUGUCAGUGGCUGGGCGACGAAGGAGCUUGGGAUGAGUGCCAUGUUAUCACUGGCGACUUGCGUAACUUGAGUGAGAGGGAGGCGGCUCGGAGACGGAUCAGUGAGAUAGAUGAUGAGAGUGACGAGUCUGGGAAUACUUGCUGA